Messenger RNA from Dentiscutata heterogama, 825 nucleotides. NCBI's taxonomy places the organism in Eukaryota, Fungi, Glomeromycota, Glomeromycetes, Diversisporales, Gigasporaceae. The record is from the annotation of a GenBank genome assembly.
AUGUCACAACUAAUACAUUUCUUAAUCUUAAUCUUGGUUCUUAGUUGGUCUGCUUCAGCCCAGGUUCAAUCGCUUAUCACGCCUGCUGGUAGCGUUUCACUUGGUUCCACUAUCACAAUCACUUGGACAUACACCCAACAAGCGUAUCCGUCUCCAGGUACUUUAAGUGUUAUCAAUAGCACGUCUAAAAACACAACCACAAUUAGCAAUUCCAUAAACCUCAGUACUCAAUCUUACCAAUGGACGGUCAAUGUUCCUGCGGGAACUUAUUACCUUGCUCUCAAUGACGGCUCUGGUGAUAAGUAUUCUGGAACUUUCACAGUCACUGAUGCAGCUAAAGCACCUGCAUCUGCAUCUAGUGCUCCAGCUCCAUAUGAUAGCCCUUCUUCCAGCCCUCCACCAGCUUCAUCCGCAGCUCCUUCUUCCAUAGUUUCAUCCGCGACUUCACCCAGUCCUCCUCCAGUUUCAUCUGCGACUCCUUCGCCAAGUCCUUCUCCAGCCUUAUCCGAGGCUCCUUCACCCAGUCCUCUUCUAGCUUCAUCCGCGGCUCCACCCGGUCCUCCCCCAGCUUCAUCCGCGGUUCCUCCUUCUAGUGCCCCUACCACCCCUCUCGCCCAACCAAAUCCUGUAUCACAACCUCAACCAACUUCUCAAUCUCCGGGACAAUCAUCCUCAUCUAAUGUUGGGAUUUAUAUUGGUAUUGCUAUAGGUGGUAUUGUAAUUGGCUUAAUCUUUGCUUUUAUUGGAUAUCGUGCAUAUAAAAAACAUCAAGAUUCAAAAUAUAUUCCAACGCCUAGCAGCGCUGACCACAAUAUGCUACAUUAA